This is a messenger RNA of Columba livia (rock pigeon), 14640 nucleotides long. RefSeq lists its product as uncharacterized. Bases 2397 to 5120 code for a protein of 907 amino acids. The record is from RefSeq and is a predicted model, not a curated record. The transcript is spliced from 21 exons. NCBI's taxonomy places the organism in Eukaryota, Metazoa, Chordata, Aves, Columbiformes, Columbidae.
UGCCGAGUGAGCGUACGCUGCGGUGAAGUUCUACAAGAUGCGGCCCUCAGGAACCGGUUGACGUGAGGGAAAUGCUUUCUGACCGCCUGCGCGGUGAGGGGACGUUUUUCACCUUUUAGCUCCUUCUGCACGACAAGAGGGAGACGGAAGCUUGGAGAACGUGGCCAGAGCGUCGGGGAAGUUGGGCGGCGUGGCCGGUGUGUUGCUGGGGGUGCACAUCUGCGGGGGUGUCAGAUCGGCCAUGGAUGGUUUUUGGAGUCCCAACCUGCCAACUCCCCAUCACUGAAGAUCUGGCUGCAUCCCGCACCAGGGGAUGCUCGAAGCCGAGCUCUGGUGUCCUACUGAGCACUAGCACAAAGCCAAGAGUGUUGCUCAGCAGCACCAACCGCGUCUGCCAGGAAUUAAUCUUCAACAUGAACCAGGGACAGCAGAAGGCAAUCACCAGCACCACAGACAGCAAAGGAGAAGUCUGCAAGAUCCCGUAAGGCUGGAAUAGACUGUUGGCAUCUGCUCUCCACGGCAAAACCGGAGGAGAGCGUAGAGGGAAAAGAAAUGAAAGUCAUUGACAGUGAAAAAUGCGUGGCGAAACACAGGAGGUUCUGACACAAGAAGACCCUCCCAGGAGCAAGCCAUGACUUCUGGAGCCAGCAUCUCUGGCCCGGGAUGAACGCUUGCCCAUUGCCGUGCGGCCACUUGGGGUGCAAAACUGGGGUUUGAGAGGGGCUGUUGCCCCCCAGUGUCUUGCUCUGCCUGGAGAUGUCUGUGCAGAGGUCCCUGGACAGGACGCCUCUUCCUCAGUCAGCGCUGGCAAAAGCCAUCUGGGGACAUGCUCCGUCCUCUGGAACUCUUCCUUGUGUGACUCGCAGCUCACGUGUGACAGCGCUGCUCCAAACUUGGCCAUCUCCAAGGACCGGCUUUCUUUGGGAUGUGGGGUUCACUCUCAGAGGAAUCAUGGCAGCCCUGCUUUCUGUGUUGGGGUCUCCCUUUCAGCUAUGGAGCAGCUUCAGUUCGCAGUGCAAAAGGAUCUUGCAAUGGCUGUGUAGAUAGCAGCAGCGUUUCUGAAGCAUCAGAGGAGAUGUCAGAGCCAUGAGGCUGAGGGACGGGACUCCCAGCACAAGAUUGCCCGUGUUUCAAAAGGGAGGCAGCCGUGCCAGCUGGAGAACCUCUCUCACAGCUCCAUCCCCAGCAAAGAGCUGUCUCUAGAGCAGUUUGUGCUGCUUACAGGCAAGAUCAGCCUUUGCAUUUGAACCACCUUCUUGCAGAGGUGACAGGAAACAUCCUCUGGUUUAUGUUGUUCUAGCUGCAAAGGCCAGGACAGUGUUCAUGAGGGAGCAAGCGAUGAGCACAUUUCCUGGUCAGCAGCCGCUGGCUCGUGCCAACGGUCAAGAGAGGCAGAAGAAAUCCCUUCAGAACAGCUCCCUCUCAAAAGACACCCUUCUGCUUGAUGAACCGCAGGGAAAGGCGUCCUAAACCAGGCACUUUGACCUUGUUUUCAGCCCAGGUUCCCAGUGCUGGUGCACUCGUGAGCCAGUCGCUGCACAUCUGCCGCCAAGGGGAAUCGCCUCCGAGGCCAACUGUGCCGUGGGGAAAGGAAAGGGUGAGACGUCGGGAGAGUUUCAUUUAGUGCACAACACGGAUAAAGCCAUUCUCUCUGCAAUUAAAACUGAGGGUAUUUAAUUGAGUGAAAUGAGAUUUCAUUCCCCAUGACCUGUCUGAUUGUACUUUGAAUCUGGGCACGGGCUGCAGUGACCUGCCACAACAUUUGAGGUGUCACCAGCUGCAUUGUAGGUGGUAAAGUGGGAAAGGCAGGAGGGAGCCUCAGCAUCUCCCAUCCCGUGGGUGACUUCAUCACAAAGGACCAGGGCGGCGCCCGCUGGCUCCUGGGGCGGCUGUUGCCAGGCAACAGAGACACUAUAUUGUCCCCUGUCACCUGUGCCCCUCGCCCAUUUGGUCACUGGCCGUGGUGGGAUCACUUGCCGUGGUGGGAUCACUGUGGUGGUGGACUCAUUUUGGCAGUUGGAUCGCUUUCGUGGUGGGAUCGCUAUUGGUGGUUGCAUCACUUUUGGUGGUAGGAUCGCUACUGGUGGUUCAGCCACUUCUGGUGGUUGAACUGCUGUUGGUGGUUUUAUCACUUUCGGAACUUGGAUCUGUUUGGCGACUGGAUCACUUUCAUCACUCGGAUUGCUUUUGGCACUUGGAUCUGUUUGGCGACUGGAUCACUUUCAUCACUCGGAUUGCUUUUGGCACUUGGAUCUGUUUGGUGACUGGAUCACUUUCUGUGGCAAGAAGGAGGAGGAGAAAGGCUGCUGGCUGCCCAUCCCUCCAACAUCAUCUCCGGACAGAAGAGCUCCCGUCUUCCCACAUCCAGUUCAGUGCUUUCGGGCAGAGCAGCAGCGAUGGCCACACGUGGACUGCUGGAGAUGCUGAACGCCGCCAUGGGGACACCCCAUUUGGGGGUUGUCGACUUGGUGGCACUGCACAAAUUGCUUGAGGCCAUCAUCGGGCAGCUGGGCCAGCAGGAGCUGUCUGUCCUGGAGCCAGGGCAGAGCCCGACCCCCGGCCUGGCAAAGGAUCAGGACAGCAAGGCCCAGCCUGGCCAGGAGAAGGAGGAGGAUGGAGCCCUGGGCACAGGGCAGCACCUCUGGAAACCAAAGCAGCAGCUGGAUGAGAAGGACACGCUGGAGGGGACCGGGAGCAACUCCAAGGUCUCCUCCGUGGCCAAGGAGGCCACGCCAAAAACAACGGAAGAGGAGAAGAGAGAUGUCCCCAAGAAAAGGGCUUCGCUCCAGGACCUGUGGGAGGAGAUCAGCAAGUUUAAGGAGGCGCAGUCCAGCCUGGAACAGGACGUGCGGGAGAUGAAGGAGGCCAUGCAGGAGGCGCAUUCUGGCCUGGAACAGGACAUCCAGGAGGUGAAGGAGGCACAUGUCGGCCUGGCAGAGGACAUGCAUGCCCUGCAGGAGGCGCAUUCUGGCCUGGCGGAGGACAUCCAGGAGAUCCAGGAGACGCUUGGCCUGGAGGGUGGUGGGGGCCAGUCUGCCCCCGCUGAGCCCACCCAGGUGGCCAUGGACAGCCAGGCCAGGAGGAGCUCAGCACUGGAGCCAAAGGGACGUGGGACACAGCCUGGGAUGGAGACCAGCAAGGGGACUGCAGGGUCUGGCUCCCCGGGGAUGCAAGCAGGGAUACAGGGGCAACCAGCGACCCCUGUGAAGUUGUCAGGCGCUCCCUCCAUUCACAAGAGGUCUAUUGGUGCCAGCGCCACCACCCCGGGGAUGCAGGCAGGAUCCCCGGGCACCCAGGCCAGCACCUCCCUGGGGACACAACCAGGGGCCCCUGAUGCCCAGGCCAGCACCGCGGGGAUGCAGGCAGGAUCCUCUGGGACCCACACCACCACCCCUGGGGUGCAGCCUGGGUCCUCCAGCUCCAAAGCCACCAUCCCAGGGGAUGCCCAAGAGCCGGCCAAGCCCUGGGGCUCCACCAGCACCUCAAGCUACGAGUCGGAGAUGCGGGAGGUGCUGUCACAGGUUGGGCAGCUCGGCCAGCUCUGCGCUGGUCUGAAGGAACAGGUGGAGCAGCUUAAAUCUACAAAAGCAGAAAGCGCAGAUCUUGAGGACGUGCGCCGGCUCUUCCCAAAGGGAGGCCGGCAGAGCAUCACCAGCAUCCUGGCCGACCUCAGGUGCCAGGUGUCCUUCCUGCAGGACACGGCCAGGGCCCUCCACGGGGAGAAGGAGAAGAUCAGCAAGGUGGAGGAUGCUCCCAGAAAGACGAGGGGGUCUGGAGCCGGCAGAAAAGCAGACGGCAGUGGCCAGAUGACCCAACAGCCGCGGCCCAAGGGACAGAAGGUCAAGGCAGAGCGCAAGGAGCUGGGGAAGCAGCAGGAGCCAACCCAGGCCGAGCUGGAGCAGUUUGCGGCCAAGUACGUGAAUAAGUUGGUGAUGGAGGCAGCACAGCAGCUGCAGGCAGAGCAGGUGGACGAGCCGAGGACGACGGCGCAGAGCGGGGGACACGAGCACGCAGGGUGCCACGUCUGCAGCCCGGACACCAGGGUGCUGCUGGGGAAACUCCUCCAGCGCUGCGAGAAGCUCGAGGAGCAGGUGGAGUCCCUGGUCCAGAAGGCAGGCAGCAAGGUGGAGAGUCAUCCGAAGUGGAGGAGACAGUCCCUGCAGCAGGACGAGCAACUCAAGUGCCUCCAGGCCAGCAUCAUGCAGCUACAAAAGGACUAUGAGAAGUUGAGCUCGGCCCUUGCAAACCUCCAGCAGGAUCGUCAGCAGAAGCAGAAUGACAUCAAGGCUCUGUCCCAGGCCCUGGGGAGGCUGGAGAAGAAGCAAGCAGACAAGGAGGAGAUGCUGGUGCUGGGAAUCGAUGAGAAAGCAGACAAAGCCGCCCUGGCUGACAAAGUCAGUCGCAGCCAGCUUGAGGCGUGCGAGGAGCGGCUGACCAAGAUGAUGGAGGAGGUGACGAGCCAGGUGACGGGCCAGGAGAAGGGCUGGCACCAGUUCCAGCGAGAGCUGCAGAGACAGAUGGACUGCAAGCUGGACCGCCGGGAGCUGGGGGCGUUCCGGCAGCAGCAGGAGGAGCGGUGGAAGAGCCUCAGCGGGCAGCUCCAGGAGAAGGCGCUGCAGGCAGAGCGUGACGAUGCCGCUGGGAUUAGGAAGCAGCUGCUGCCCGGUUUCCAUUGCCUGUCCUGCGACCGGCCCCUCAACAUGCUGGCACCUGGACCGGAGCGGACGGGCGAGUGUAGAUACCCCACUGUUCCGCGGAGCUGUGGGGGCCCACACACCGUCACGCCCCCGCGUUUCCAGCCCAAACCGCCCAGCACCCCACGGCCAUCCAAACCCAGUGCCCGCAGCCCCAACAAGAAGGACGCGAUGCAGCUGUCGGGCCAGGACGGCACUGAUGGGAACCAGCAGGACGAGCAGCUCUCCAUGAUGGGGGGCUCUGAGCUGCCCACAAUGCCAAGGGCCACCCCAGACACCUCGACCUCCAGGAACCGGCCAAGCACCCGCUCCUCGCUGAGAUCAGCCGUGCUGCUGCACCUACCAGUCUCGUCUCCCAGACGCUUCACCCUGGCACCGCAGCUGCUGCCGCCCAUCCCGCCCCCCCGCCGUGAACCAACCCCCUGACAGCCGGGCAGGACGGGGUCCCGGCCCCGGUCCCACCGCCCCGGGCACUGAGCAGGCAGCGGCUGCAAUAAAUGGCGAUGGGAAACCAAGCACCGGUGUGGUCUGAGUGGGGGUCCCUGGGGCAGGAUGGCAGAAAGCCCCGCUGUGUUUGCUUUUUCAGGAGAAAAAUAAGUGCUAAAAAGGCGCUUUGGGGGUGCCCAGGUGGAUCCAGUUGGUAUCCAGGCCCCCCCAGAAGGAGCACGGGGAGCAAACCAGUGGGCACCAGGGCAGAGCCAGCAGAGGCCCAUCCUGCCCCCGGGUGGGGCUGAGGUGUCCAUGGGCUUCAGAAACACCCCUGGGACUAACUGGGGGGACGGGGUGAGGGGGGAACCAGGGGGCUGUGCAAGAAGCCGGGCUGGCUGUCGGCAGCCGGAGGAGGGGAGCGCUUUGCGCUUUGCUCUGGGUCGGGGGAUCCAGAACUGGGGGGACGCAGCAGCUUCGUGCCCCGCCCCGGGGUGCCCACGGCCGCCGUGUCGCAGCGCUUUGCAGUCGCAGGAAAGCACCGGGCAGCUCUAGUUGAUGGACGCUCUGGUCAUGCCCACACCCCCCGGCCGACAGACGGGGCCCUCGUUUAAUGAAACGCCUCGGACCAGAGAAGCUUCUAGAGCACUGACCAUAUACGGGCCCAGCUUGGAUUCCCUUGGGCUUUAAAAGGAGCCUAUGGGAGCUUCUGGCAGUUUGUGUGCGGGGCUGUGGGGCAGAGGGUUGUCCUCAGCCAAUAGGGAACAGAGAACAGGGAAAAUGGUUUACUCACACCUGGGAGUCCUAAAGCAGGGGCUGACAUCAAAGCCUUUUUAAGUUCUUAAAGGUUCGUGUGGCUUCCUUAUUGCAUUGCAGGUGUCUCUGGUCCACAGGGUCCAGGUCACGCACGUCUCCUUGGUUCUAGUAGUGAUUAAAAUGUCAUCCACAUAUUGUAGCAUCUGUCCCUCAUCAGACGGGGCUUCCAGGCCAGGCGGCGACUGUCCCCCCGCUUCAGCCCCCGCGGGCGGCGAGCCCAGAGGAGAGGAGCUGCAGCUCCAGCUCCAGCAGCCGCCGCUUUCCCCCCCGACACCUUUUUCCGCCGCUUUAGCAGCCAGUCAGCUUUUUACUUCUUUUCUUCUGGCCGCAGCUUAUGGGGGGGGAGCUGCCGGGCCUGAACUUCAUGUUCAAACUUCACAGCACAGGCUUGGGCUCCUCUUGCCCUUUUUCUUCAUUUAAUUCCUGUGACUAUAAACUUUAUAUGCAAUUUCAGUUAGCUGAGCAAUACUUACAUCCCUCAGCUCCUACCUUCUGUAAUUUCUUACGGAUGUCAAUAAACAGCAUAUUAAGCGUCAAUCCCUUCCAUUAAUUUUAGAUCCAAAUCAAUGUGUCUGCAGAACAACACUAACUGCAAUACAGCUAACCCAGAAUUUCACAUUCAAAUCACUUCCCCCACUAAUUUACUCGCAUGUGCACAGAUGCAUCUGAAGGGGGAGCAAGGUGGUACUUUAGUAAUGGAACCGGUUCUCAUUUUGUAAUUACCUCCCCAAACAAAUUCUUUUGAUACCAAAUAUAAAUAUAUGACGUAAAUAUUGCUCCUGCUAACGUUUUCGGCGCGGCUUCUUUCCUCAGUGGAUCCGUCCGGCAGUCGGUGGCCCGCGGUUGCUCGGCAACAGCAGGAGCGGAUUGAAGGGACCGGCCGCUGGAGGAUGCCGAAGCCUCCCGGGUCAGCGAUGGGAGCAGCUUUGCGUAAAGCGAGGGGUACGUGAAGCCGGGCGUGCGGUGCCGACCGCCCAGCAGGUAAGGGAAGCUAAAGCUUUACCUCCAGGGACUUCUGCCCAGAAAGCUGAAGCAAUUGCUCUCGCGUGAGCUGUAGAGUUACGCAAAGAGAAGAAGAUUAGUAGCUGCACUGAUUCUAAGCAGGUUUCUUGAAGGGUGCAGGCCCUUGAAGCCGUUUGAAAAGAAUAAAGUGUAUUAACGGCACAAGGGAGGCAGAUGAAACGUGAUGCUCCGGUUGCUGGAAGCUGUGCUGUUGCUAGGAGAGUUGCCGUCACGCGUUGCAACGGGCCUCAGAAGGGAAACGCUGCUCAGGAAACUGGCCAUAAAUUGGCAGGCGCCGCUGUAAAACCAGCCACCGAGAGGACAGAGACCGGUACGGAAGCCGCGUCUCUGAGCCCAGGUGGCCGUGUCCUCCAGCCAACGUCAGGAAACUGUAACAAAGAGGAUAAGCAAUUAAUAGGAGAUUAAUAGCCCGAUCAGAAUUAGGGUCCAAAGGAGCCGUCACCGGCGACGGGAGAGCAGCGGCGCCUCGCGGCGCGAGGAGCUGACGCGCUCUGUCGGGAUCGGACGAACAGGUAAGAGCGAAUUUAGAAGCUCUGUGCGAACGAGGCAAUGGGAAACGUGCCUAGAAAACCAUCUUGAUGGUGCACGCGGGGUACAGACAAGAGCAGCCGGACGAGGGAAACGUACCAGGACAACGCUGGCAAAGGGAGUUCUCCGAGCUGCCUGGAAAAGGGGGGUGUCGAUACCGGCCGGCACGAACGGCUCCCUUCUCGGGUCGGCCGGAAGCGUUGCCGUGCCGGGGGGCGGCUGCCGGCCUGCGGGCCGGGGCUGCGGCUGUUUGGGGCGCUGCCCCCGCUUUGUUUUCCUCGGGGAGCCCCCCCACGUUCGGGGGCUUGUGGGACGUGCACGUGCGAAUGACACGGUGUUCCCAGCUGCUCUGUUCUCUGCCUUGUUUUUUCAGGUGCCUGUCCCUGUUUUCUCUUCCCGCUUUUGAAGAGAAGCUGCCGAGUUAGUGUACGCUGCGGUGAAGUUCUACAAGAUGCAGCCCUCAGGAACCGGUUGCUGUGGGGUUGCUCGUGCGGCCAGCUUUUGGUGUCGGUUGUUCCGGCGCUCCGUCGCGGUGUAGAGCCGGCCCCCGGUGGGUCUGUGACCUCGCGGGAAGCCCAGGCUGCUGCACAGAGCUCGUCGGGAGCGGGAGCCGCGGAGGCGGGGGGCCUCGACGAGCCAGAGCUGCGGCAGACGGAGGGGGCGCGCGCGCUGCCCGGGGGCCGCGUCCGGCGGAGCCGAAGUGACCUGCGGCGGCAACGAGCGGGAGCCGCUCGGAGCUGGAGCGGCCGUUGGCCGCGCCUUCCCUGGGGAGGUGAGCGCGGGGAGCCCGGCCUCUCUCUCCCUCGGGGAUUAAACCCGCGCCCGUCCGCGCCCUUCCCGGGGGCGGCGGCGAGGCGGGUUCCCCCGGCUCUCCCGGGGCGGCCCCGCUGCCGGGGGGCGCGGGCGAGGCGGCGGCAGCGCCUCCUCGGUGCCGGGGGGCGGAGGGGAGAGAGACCUGCCGGCCGGAGCCGCGCGGCCCCUCGGGCAGGGCGCUCCCGGUCUCUGGGCCGCAGGCCGGGGGCGGCAGACGGGUUCAGGUGCUCUGGCCUGCUUUUUAGCCAGCGUGGCCUUCUCCGCGCCGUGAAGAAAAUCCCGCGCGGUCGAUUCCGCUCGCCGCUCGGGAGAUGCCGCGUCUCUGGGGCCGUGGACUGGGGAAGAACGUUUGCGAGUUGGAGGGCGCUACAAGAUAUUCCGCGGGGAAGCCGGAGAAGAGGCAAAUUGGCUGCCAGCGGAGUUGCGUUCCUUCGGUUUAGGACGUUCAGCUUGUCCUUCCAGAGAAGGAGCAGUCGUGGGUAGGGCCGAGAGAGGCUUUUAAGCGCGUGAUCGGAAUUGGAGCCAAAUGGCACUCGACGUUGCCGCCGUGGGUCUUGGCUUUCAGUGGUUUCCCCGCGGCUGCCUGGUGUUGGGGAGCUCGGAGCGGGCGUUUUUUUUCCCCCCAAGGAGAGGCUGUGCUUGAAACAGAACUUGCUUGAAGAAGACAGACGAGGCGGGUGAGGAUGCAGAGCGGGCCAAUCAGAUCGCUCGGGAGGGCUGGAGGGGCGGAGCGCCGAUAGGCGGGGAGAAUGGCAAUUGAUGUGCGUAGGCAGCCAAUGAGGUUGCCGGGGGGGCGGGCGUUGCGGUGUCCGUACUGCGCAUGCCCAACUUGCGCAGUCCUCAGUCAGGUCCGACGCUGAGGCGGGCACCUGGGGGCGGAGCGCGGGAAGGAGCAUCCAAUAGGAGGACGGCGCGGCGGGGUGGAAAGCAGCCAAUCAGAGCGCGCCGUCUCAAUCCCGUUUGAACAGCUGCCUCCCUGGCAAACGCGUCCGUGGGGUCCCGGGGCGGGUAGCGGGAGUUAACGGGGAAACGGGGGUCGGGGCGAGGGAGGGGAGGCUGUGGAGCGCUCAUUUUGGCCUCUCCGUCCCUUUUGCCUCUCUCUCCCUCUCUCUGUGUCUCCUUGUCUUGCUCCCUGUCCCUGUCUUUCUCUGAUAAGCUGACCUGCUCUUUGCCCUUCUUUUUUUGUGGAAUCACAGGAUCCUUCUGCUUGGAAAAGACACGUGCAGUUUUAAAUUUGGGGUUGAAUUCUAGGGUUUUUUUCCCCCAUUAGCGUAAAUGGACGGCACGUUGUCCUGUGGCUCAAUCCCCGUUCUGUUCCGUGGAGCCUUCAGUUUAGGAUGUUCAGGUAAGACAGUUUGUCCUUCCAGAACAGGAGCAGUCACCGGUAGGACCGAGAGAGGCUUUUAAGCGCGUGAUCGGAAUUGAAGCCAAAUGGCACUUGACGUUGCCGCUGUGGGUCUUGGCUUUCACUGGUUUCUCCGCGGCUGCCUGGUGUUUGGGAGCUCACAGCGGGCACGUUUUUUCCCCGAGGGGAGGCUGUGCUUAAAAAAGAACGUGUUUCCUCAGAGAAGUGCAAGUCCGUGUGCGUAAGACAGACAAAAACCCCAGCCAGCCUAGUCAAGUUCUGAGCGUGCGUCUGUCAGGCGGCUGCUUUACGUUGACGAGCGCACAGCCGUGCAAUGGUAAGGGCGAAGGGCAAGGCAAGACAGAAGGGUUUUUCCUGCUGCGGGUGACCAGCCGCCCCCCUUUUCCGCGCGGCCGAAGGUCGCGGGGGGCGGGUCCCGGCAGGGCGGCGAGCCGGCGGGUGAGGAUGCAGAGCGGGCCAAUCAGAUGGCGCGGGAGGGCUGGAGGGCUGGAGGAGCGGAGCGCUGGUUGGCUGCUUAGGCACGUCAGUUACCAUUCUGUCUGCCUAUCAGAUUGCCGGAGGGGCGGGCGUCGAGGGCUGGGUACUGCGCAUGCCCCAAAGCGCGAGAGCUGAUAGGCGGAGAGAUGCUGAUUGGCGUGCCGCCCGCAGCCAAUGAUGUUGCCGAAGGGGCGGGCGUAGUGGUGUCCCUACUGCACAUGCCCCACCCGCGAGCGCUGAUAGGCGGUGAGAGAGGUGAUUGACGUGUCCUGGGGAGCCAACCGGGUUGAGGAAAAGGGGCGGGUGCUGCGGUCUCCCUAGUGCGCAUGCUCAAUCCGCUAGCGCUGAUAGGCGGAGAGGGAGGUGAUUGACGUGUCCCGGGGAGCCAAGCGGGAUGCGGCAAGGGGCGGGUGCUGCGUUCUCCAUACUGCGCAAGCCCCAAUCGCGAGCUCUGAUAGGCGGCGAGUGAGGUGAUUGACGUGUCACGGGGAGCCAACCGGGAUGCGGCAAGGGGCGGGUGCUGCGGUCUCCCUAGUGCGCAUGCCCAAACCGCGAGCGCUGAUAGGUCCGCGGUGUCUCGGUGCCGGGCCGGGGGCGAGACCGGGAGCGAACGGGAACGGGGGUCGGGGCGGCUGCGGAGCGCUCGCUGCGGCCGGCGCCCGGGCAUCGGGAGGCGGGCGGCUCAGGGCCGCCCUUCGUGAGGUUUCCCGGAGGCGGCAGAAGGGCGGAGGGGAAGGAGGCGACAGCCGGGGACCUCCCGCCGCGGGCGUCUCCGGGGUGCGGCGGCUGUCGGUGCCCGCGGAGCCCGGCGGGACGGCGGGGGAGCGCGAGGGGAACGGAGCGGCGAAAGAGGCGGCAGGUGAGUGCGGCAGCGGCGAGGGUGACCGUGCCGUUGGAACGGGGGGAGCGGGAGGGGCCGGCGCGGCGCGGCGCGGAGCUGCUGGGAGGCGUGCGGUCCGGAGCCGCGUCUCCCUCCGGCGCAGCGCCCGUGCCCGGUGCGGCAGCCCCUCCGGGAGCGGCGCAGCCCCCUCGGUCGCGGGGACGGUUACAAGCAGAGCUAAGGCGCGGUUGCGGGCGGGCUGGGCGGCGUGGCGAGCGGGGCGCCGCUUCGGCGGGAGCUCGGGGCGAGCCCCGGCGGGUUCCGUGUCCUGCGGGCGCGGCUUUCGCGCCGCGGCUCUUUCUGUGCGCUUUUUGGUUUGGUCGCGUUUGUUUUUUGGGGGUUUUUUGGCGGGAUUCCCGCGAAACGCGGCACGAGCGCUCGCCCGGGGCUGCCGCGGCGGGUCUCAGUGGCGCCGUCCUGUGGGCAAAGCGCGGUGCUGCACCCGGCCGCCCCAACGCGGUGCCGCGGCGCGCCUCGGUGCUGCCGCCCUGUGGCGAAACUCGAGUACUGCAGCGCCCGGCAAGGGGGGGGGCAGAGACGCCGAUCGAGCCGCGGGGGUUCGCGGUCGGGUCUGUGCGUGCCGGUGUCCGUCCCCCCGACGGGGGUCAGGUCCCCAUUUGUGUGAAAACGACAUCCCUCCCUCGGUGCCUCCUUAACGAUGUAAAUAUUGCUCCUGCUAACGUUGUCGGCGCGGCUUCUUUCCUCAGUGGAUCCGUCCGGCAGUCGGUGGCCCGCGGUUGCUCGGCAACAGCAGAAGCGGAUUGAAGGGACCGGCCGCUGGAGGAUGCCGAAGCCUCCCGGGUCAGCGAUGGGAGCAGCUUUGCGUAAAGCGAGGGGUACGUGAAGCCGGGCGUGCGGUGCCGACCGCCCAGCAGGUAAGGGAAGCUAAAGCUUUACCUCCAGGGACUUCUGCCCAGAAAGCUGAAGCAAUUGCUCUCGCGUGAGCUGUAGAGUUACGCAAAGAGAAGAAGAUUAGUAGCUGCACUGAUUCUAAGCAGGUUUCUUGAAGGGUGCGGGCCCUUGAAGCCGUUUGAAAAGAAUAAAGUGUAUUAACGGCACAAGGGAGGCAGAUGAAAUGUGAUGCUCCGGUUGCUGGAAGCUGUGCUGUUGCUAGAAGAGUUGCCGUCACGCGUUGCAACGGGCCUCAGAAGGGAAACGCUGCCCGUUGGGGGGUAUUUUAGCUCGCGGGAAAGGGAUUGGGGAACCACCUGGUGGUAAUGCGAGGAGAGCAGCCCUGGCGGAAUCUGAGGAGCAGAGGCCGUUGUAUAAAUUGGACAAGGAAGGAAAGGCUGCGGGCAAAGCGCGGUGCUGCACCCGGCCGCCCCAACGCGGAACUCUAAUGUGGAAUUCCUGUGUUUCAGAGGGGGAGCUGUGACCGCCCCGUGCUCAGCAGACCCCCCAGCCCGGGUGGGGGGAGCAGCGCCGGAGCGGGAGACGCGGCUCCGUCCUCCGUCCCCAGCGUGCCGGGGGGCGGCUGCCGGCCUGUGGGACGUGGCUGCGGAUGUUCGGGGCGCUGCCCCCCCAUUUUUGGGCGCUCUGGUAUGUACAUAGGUAAGUGGCGUUUUAAAGUAACGUGCUGCCCGCUGGGGCUGUUUUCCUUUUCUACCUUUUUUUUUUUUGAGUGAAUAAAUGGGGGGACUCGGGGGGUGACGAUGACGUUACUGGAGGAGCAGGCCAGUGAGAGAUGGGGCUUUCAGCCCCAAAAUGCCUGAACAAUCAUGGGUGGGGUGUUUAGUGGUACUGUGGGGAGGAGAAAUGUCUCCCUGUCCGUUGCAGAGAAAACAGAACAAUCCCACAUCAAAGCUGUCCUAGAGAAGUACUUGCUGUUUGUCAUUCCGGUUCUAGAGCAGCCCGAUGUGCUGUUAAAGGUUGUGGUGGUGCGGGUCAGGGAUCCCCAGGCUGUGCCGAGACCGCAGGACGGCUGCUGGUGGAACAAAGUCCGGGACAGCUUCUCAGACCUGUCCUGGUGUUUUCCAUCCUUCAGGACUUCCUUAUUACUGUUGUGAGAGUCCGAGAGAAAAGGAGGAGUGUCUGUGACUUACAACUGUCGUUGUUGAUCUACAGUGUUUUAGAGACGGAUUCUUGCAGGAUCUAUUUCUGGUUCGUCCUUCACUCCUCCCCAGACCGCAGCGCUGGUCCGAGUUCCCCAGCACACGUGUGUGUGUCCAGCCGGGUACGCUGGGGGAGCGCGCCAGGGCGGGCAGACGGCUGAAUGGACGCGCUGUCAGCGACUGCGGAACGAGCUGGGGCUGCUUUGACCGUGUCCAGCCUUCUUUCUCUCCCCUCCACCCCUACCCUGCUGCGUUCAGUGCAGUGAAUGACCGUGAGGAGAUGGCUGUGGGUCUGGCUGUUGAAGGGUGUGUGAAGGAGAAGGAGGUGUGUGUAGAGCAGGAUUGGUGGUGGAGAUCUCCCAAUCACAGAGACAGCGUCGCUGUGCAGCUGCUAAGGACAGCGCGUCUCGUGCAGAACAGCAUCCUUUGUGCUCCGUGUGCGUGUUCCUCCUUUGAAAUGAAGUUGGGCCGCCCGGUGUUCCACGUUACGUGUGGUACCUGCUGGGCUGAGUCUCCUCCCCGCGCUCCGGUCGGUUCCGUCGCGCUGCCGCAGCCCCGGCAGCACCGCGGCGUUCGCUGGACGCGUUGUUGGCGGAGCCGGCACCGACAAUCUUGACACGUCGAGGCGCUGCGGUGGGUUUGCCUGGAAAUUCCAAGGUCCUGGUGUUCUAUUAUUUGAACUACUUACUUACUGUAAGACGUUUAGAAUUAAAACUUAAAUAAGAGCAACCAGAAGAGUCUUUGGGAGUGAAUAAUGCCUGUCAUCUACUCUAGCUGUUACUCAAAACUCUGCAGACAGUAAUUAUCCCCAAUUUAUGUAGUAAAAUUUAAAAGAGUGGAAUAUAAAUACUGGAGUGCUAAUUGGAAGUAAUACCUGUAGAGAAAAAAACCUCUAGUUUAUAUCUACAAUAAAAAAUAAUGUGUGCUAGUAAAUCCGCCUGGUAGUAAUGUAAUGAUAAAAAUGUUAAAGUGUAAAUAGAUGAAAUUAUAUAGGCAUGAACAAGAAGUAAAUUUAAUUUCAGCUAUUACUUGGUGAACUAGGCAGCAGUUGUUCCCAAUCUGAAUGCUAGUUUAAAAAACACAUUGUUUGGAAUUCCUUUUAAAUGAUAAAGGCAGAAAACUAAUGUGGAGUCAUUGGUAGCUUCAUUUGAACAACCGUUAUGAAAUAAACCGCAGACACGAAUGACUGCAUAGGAAACAAAGUGAGGAAGCUUUAGAUUUUAAACAGCAUUGGAAAGUGAUCGGGAGUGUUUAGUAUUUAAAUUAUAACAGAGCCACGAGAUGGGAGGCAACAAAGCUCAGAACCAAACAGAGUCAAAACGUUACAUUUCUUUUUUUAAAGAGAAGUAUAAAGGAACCACGAAGUAGUGGCUGUUUAUAAACAGAGGUAUUAAAAGGUUCCCAGGUAGUAAUGAUUCCCAACAGAACACUAAAAGAUAUUUAGAUGUAAAAUAAUAUUAGAAAACAGUUAUGACAGUCUGAAUUUAACCACAGCUUUUUUGGGGUUGUGCAAAAACAUGACCGCUAUUAAUUACCUCUGAGUUAAAAUAAAAAGACAUCAAACUA